Molecule: messenger RNA, 2701 nt
Organism: Parathielavia appendiculata
Lineage: Eukaryota; Fungi; Ascomycota; Sordariomycetes; Sordariales; Chaetomiaceae
Exons: 4
Coding region: 169-2466 (765 amino acids)
Biological process (GO): regulation of DNA-templated transcription elongation; mRNA export from nucleus
Cellular component (GO): THO complex part of transcription export complex
Source: RefSeq, a predicted model, not a curated record
AUCGGAAGUUCCUGGCUUGAGCAUCCAGACUGUCGAUCUUGGAUUUGGCGUUUCUCCCAAGUCUUUUACACAAUCGUAGAUUGAAGGGCCAGUUCUGCCUCGACACUCGACGCGACGCACAGAAACAAAAUCACUGCGCAUCCCUCUCGGAGGUUUUCAAACACAAGUAUGCCGUCGGCGACCAUUGACAGCCACGGCAUCCCGGGUGUCGCAGCAGCUGCUAGGUUCUUGGACGAGCUGCUUGAACGCGCCGAGUCGGUCAAAAGGACCGCCUCGAUUGAACCGCCACUUGAUAAAUCACAUUUCGAUGAUCUCCGACGACAACUAAACGAUGCGCUGGGGUGCGAUUUUACCGCUGAGGAGUCCGUCGACGCCAGAAAGCUACAACGCUUUGCCGUUAUCGAAACGGCCGUUCGCGAUACAUUCAAAUCUCUGAUCGCAACAACACCGAUUGAGUCCCCGGGCUUCGUACGAGUAUGGAACCUCCUCGACAUUUUGUCAUUGCUCUCCGACUGCGAGCUAUGCGACCCUGCCCUGCUGUUUUGGCUUGUCGAGGAGCUGCUCGAUAGCCAGACCAUAGCAGGCUGCCGAAAGGUUUGGGACUUUCUCGAGUCUCGCCGUGAGCGCAUCACCGCCAAGCACUUCAAACAAAAGCAACUCGUCAUCCUUCGCACCUGCAAUGAGCUCCUCCGGCGACUAUCUAGAGCCCUCGACCCAGCGUUCUGCGGCAGAGUCUUUAUAUUCAUGUUUCAGAGCUUUCCCUUGGGAGAUAAGAGUUCGGUCAAUCUGAGGGGAGAAUACCAUGUCGAAAAUGUCACCAUCUUCAACCAAGACACUCCGGCGGUGGAUGGGGACAAGAUGGACGUGGACACGGAUACGAAGUCGCAAAAGGACAAGCCCCUGGACCCGGACACCUUGUAUCCCAUCUUCUGGUCGCUGCAAGAGAGCUUCAACCAGCCCAAGAAGCUCUUCGACCCGAGCCAUUUCACUUCAUUCAAGGCUGGCCUCGAGGCAACGAUGGCGACCUUUAGAAGCAUCAAACCAGAACAGCCUUCAAAAGCCAAGGAAAGGCUAGAUAAGCCAGUCGAAGAGAUGAACCACAGUCUCAAACGGAAGCGAGAUGACGUCGACGACGAGCUCGCCAGCGGUUUCAACCCAAAGUAUCUUACUAGCCGUGACCUGUUCAAGCUCGAGAUCAGCGAUUUGGCCUUCCGACGGAACGUCCUUGUCCAGGCACUCAUCAUCAUGGAAUUCCUCCUCUCGCUCUCGCCCAAAGCAAAGGAGAAGCUCGCCAGCGUCAAGAACCCCAACAAGUCCGUGACGUACUCGGACCAGCAGUUGAGCGAAGAGGACACCAAGUGGGCGACCGACAUGAAGGAUGCCAUUGUCGACUAUCUGAGACAGGGGGUAGAAGGGCCCUACUUCAACCGCAUGGUCGAGACGGUCCUCGCACGGGACAAGAACUGGGUCCGGUGGAAGAUCGAAAACUGCCCGUCCAUCGAGCUCCCGCCCAUCUCGCCCGCCCUGUUCGUCGAAGCCAGAGCGGCAGCGACCAAACUGGCAACGACCAAACGGCUGCGGCCAACGCCCGUAGGGUCCAUGUCUCUCGAGUUUCUUGAUGAUGAAGACGAGAACAGCGCCAUGGAGAAGCUGAAGGACCCGGAGCGGUACCGCCUCCCGGAGCUGAGCAACCUCAAGAGAGGCAUUGACCUCGACGACCUCGAGAUCGACAUGCCCACCAACGACGAGUCGAAAACCUCGGCGAUCGAAGGCAAGGCCAGCAAAACCUGGCGGGCGCUGCGGAUAGCCAGCAAAUCCAAGCUUGUCCUAUUUGACAAGAUCGAAGACGAUGACAAGAUCGACAUUGUCUUUGAAGAAAUGCCGCUCCAGGAAGGAGUUGAGGGCGAGAAGGAGGACGCGGUGAACUGCGAUGCGGUGUUUCCCGAGGACCGUAGACCCAUCGUCAUCGUGGACACCACUAGCACUGGUCCGGGUUUGAAAUCGGAGCUGGUAAAACAGUUUAUUUCUCAACAUUCCCGCGUCUUCACCAAGGUGCCAACGCAUGUAACACGGAAGUCCCACCAAGGAGAAGUCAAUGGGAAAGAUCACCACUUUGUAGAUGUCCAGGCAUUCAACAUGAUGCGGGAUGGGGAUCAGUUCCUCGAGUUCACGGAUGAAGGUGACAAUAUCCAUGGGACGAGCAGGAGGGUGGUGGAAGGCAUCUUGGACAAUGACAGGGUGCCGGUGAUGGAGAUGGACUCUGACGGCGCGCAGCAAGUCAAGGACAACGGCUUCGAUGCGAGGUUCAUCAUGGUUCAAGCAGUGGAAGGGGCAGUCGAGGCUAAGCCGGAGGAGUUUUAUGAGUCGGUUGUCAAGGAAAUGAAGUCUCUCGAGGCGGCCAUCUUUGGACAAGCAGCAGCGUCAGGGGCCGCGGACGUGUCAAUGGUGGACGGGCCUGUUUUAUGAGCCCUGGAUGGAGACAUGGGCGAAUGUGUACAUACGACGAGUUGCGAUGAUACCCCAUUUUGCACAAAGCCAGAUAUCAUCUGUCAUUUCUGUGUGUCUGGCCAUGUUUUACGCGUCCAUCAACCCGCCAAGCGACUCAAAAACGUCGUCCGCCUUGGUCUUGAGGUCAACCCCGAAGUCCACGGCCUGCAGCCCCAUGGCGGCCAUCAUUCCCGAGCUGGAAUUGCUGAUCAUC